This is a messenger RNA of Engraulis encrasicolus (European anchovy), 2222 nucleotides long. RefSeq names its product nudix (nucleoside diphosphate linked moiety X)-type motif 3b (gene nudt3b). NCBI's taxonomy places the organism in Eukaryota, Metazoa, Chordata, Actinopteri, Clupeiformes, Engraulidae. The coding region runs from base 225 to 782 and encodes 185 amino acids. The transcript has 6 exons. Gene Ontology annotation, biological process: diadenosine pentaphosphate catabolic process; adenosine 5'-(hexahydrogen pentaphosphate) catabolic process; diadenosine hexaphosphate catabolic process. The record is from RefSeq and is a predicted model, not a curated record. Gene Ontology annotation, molecular function: diphosphoinositol-polyphosphate diphosphatase activity; bis(5'-adenosyl)-pentaphosphatase activity; endopolyphosphatase activity. Gene Ontology annotation, cellular component: cytoplasm; nucleus.
UUUAAGAAUGCUCUACGCACCAUACCUACGAAUUUUACGCAGCUCGAUCGCACUGCUCACAGUAAUGGCGACUGUGCUAGAGAAGCUCAGUAGUUUAUCAACAUGAAGCGAAGGAGGUGUUCUUUAUAGCAAAUUCAAGCCUUUCACGAGGUUUUCCUGAGCAGGCUACAUAACAGUAGCAUCGGCCUUCUCAAGACACUCGAAUUUUAUUUUCAUUCAACGAAAUGAUGAAGCUGAAGUCAAACCAGACUCGCACCUACGACGGAGAUGGUUUCAAGAAACGAGCCGCCUGUCUGUGCUUCAGAAGUGAGAGUGAGGAGGAGGUGUUAUUGGUGAGUAGCAGUCGGCAUCCGGACAAGUGGAUCGUCCCUGGCGGAGGAAUGGAGCCAGAGGAGGAACCCAGUGUGGCCGCAGCCCGCGAAGUCUGCGAGGAGGCUGGAGUGAAGGGGACGUUAGGACGAUUAGUAGGAAUAUUUGAGAAUCGAGACAGGAAGCACAGAACCUACGUCUACGUUCUCAUCGUCACGGAGGUUCUGGAAGACUGGGAGGACUCUGUAAAUAUUGAUUGGCAGGAUGACUGUGACUCUGACAGAAUCGUUACUACUCCCGGGAGAAAAAGGGAAUGGUUUAAGAUUGAGGAUGCCCGGCGUCUGCUGCAGUGCCACAAGCCAGUUCAGGCCUCCUACUUCGAGGCGCUGACACAGGACUGCCUGACCAGCAACGGGACGACGCUCGUCACCACCUACAACAUCAGCCAGAGCUCCCUCUCGGGUAUCAGAUAACUACUACAACAACAACAGCAACAAAACAACAACAACAACAAGCACAAUAGCAAACACACAAACCACAACAAACAACCAACAAGAAAAAUGGAGAAGCCUCCAACAUUUUCUCUACUCUACUUUUAUUUUCUGACUUUCAGUCCAGUUCCUUUCUCUUCUUCCUUCCCCUGCUCUUCCUCGUAUUCUUCUUUCUUUCUUUCCUUAUUUCUUUCUUCCUCCACCUGCUCCUGUUCUUCAUACAACUAUAGUUCUACUUCCUAUUCUGUUUUCUUUAAAAAACAAACAAACAAAAAAAAAAGAUUGAAAAAAGAGAAACAGAAAACAUACUGAGUAAAAACACCAACAGCAAAAGAAGUUUGCCUUGCCAGCCGUCGGGUGCCACAGUGAAAACGUACUGACUUCGUGCAGGACGAAGACCAUGUUAUACUUUGUAAAUGGAAUGUUCAGAAUUUUUUUCUUGCCCUUUUUUUCUUCUUACAAGUAAUUGCAUGAAAUGUUCCAUACCCCAAACCACCCACCCCCUCACCCCUUCCCAAAGCUGACCUCUUGAAUUCCCCCCUUCUCCUCCUCCCUUCACUCCCGCCUCCCCCACCCCCCAUCCCUUCAAACGCAAGGUUUGUUAAAAUGCAACUUCUGUGUUACUGUCGUGUUAUAAACUAAAAGUAGUGGUAUGAGCCUGAUGCGUGAUGAAGACUUUUCAUGGAGUCUUUUUUAAAAGCAUUUUAUGUUGUUUUUCUACCUUUGUUUGUUUAUGUUUUGUCCAGUGUCAUCUCCUGUAGAUACUGCUCUUCAUGUGUCCAAAUGAAUGAAUGGGGUUCUGGGGAAGUCCUUUUUUCAGUCUGUCUGUCUUUUUUCUUUUUUUGUUGUUGUUGUUAUUGCAUGAGCACGGGUAUUGAAUUGUCUUACCAUAUAAAAGCAAAGUCUUAUAUUCACCGUUUGGGAAUUGGAGAGGAUAUAAGAUAAGAUUAACAUACCAUGAGUAAGUUAACUGAUCUGAAGCUCAUUGGACAUUUAUAUAGUUGAAUUGGAUGUUAUAGAGGGUCAUUUUUUGAUUGUCAUAAAAACCCUCUGUAAAUUUAUUGGUGACCAUAAUCUUAAGUCACAAUCAUCUGAUCUAUUUGCCUGGGCUGGUCGAUUCAACAUCAGUCAAUUUUUAUGUAAGGUGUCCUUCGUACAGUAUUAUUAUCAAUGAAUCAAUCACAGUGUACGCUUUUGUGUUGCAGAAGGGUGGGAAGAAAUUUUGAGCCAAUAUUUGUUUCGCUGUGAAGACUGUUUUUAGAAUCCCACACAACUAAAUUUAUGAUUGUGGUUUGGGCUGGAGCGGCGAUGUUGAGCUUGAAGUCUCCAGCUUUUUUGAGUCUUGCAUAUGUGAUUGCAUUUGGAUUCAUUGAGAUGUGAACCUCCCCAAGUGGGAAUAAUUUUAAUUUAGUAUGGCUGAAA